AUGAAACCAACAAGUAUGGGUAAACCAGUGAACAAAACCGUCCUAUUGUCGCAGCACAUGGGGGGGGGGGAUCCAAGGAGCUCACUUGUGCAGGAACCUGGGCAGUCCGGGAAUUACCGUCAUGGUCCUGGACUGCUUUUCCAGCACUUCAUGCUCUUGCAGAAAAUGGUAUGUGUUAUUUCGUUCCUUUUGACUUCCUCAGAGCUCUUCCGUUUACGAGGAGGCAUUGCGGAGUCGAUUGAUUUGGUUUCUAAUCGGCAGGUGAAGAUACGUGUCAAAAUCGACAUCCCUCAGACGCAAUACCCUAAUUUUAAUUUUGUUGGCAAACUUCUGGGACCCGGAGGUUCUACUUUACGAGCUGUUCAAGAAAGUACCAAGACAAAAAUGGCCAUUCUAGGUGCCGGGUCUUUGCGCGACGAGGCGAAAGAGCGUGAGCUUCUAUCCAAUGGUGACCCUAAGUAUCAGCAUCUGAAGCAGAAGUUACAUUUGCAAGUGGAUAGUCUCGCACCUCCAGCAGAGGCAUAUUAUAGGUUAUCCCAUGCCCUUGCCGAACUCAGAAAAAUCAUGCUUCCGGAGUCUACAGAGUUUCCGCCCCCACCAUGGGUUCCGGGUGGCUCACCUUCGAUGAUGAAUCCUAGAGGCGGAGGGCCAAUGCGCGGUGGUCGUUCUCCUCACCCUCGUGGUGGCUUUGUUCCGACAGCUGGUUCACCGUCCUUCCGCGGGCGUGGAAAGCCAUGGAUAAACCGCGGAGCAGCUGCCAACGGUACUCCCGUAAUUCCCCCUCCUCCUCCUCCGGCUCCUGUAGUUCAAGAAGCUUACGGAAAUGGAGCACAACCCACUGUUUAUCCCACCAUGCCAGUGUACGAUCAAACCGAUUACAGUGCUAACGUGUAUGAAGAUUUCGGUGCCAGUUAUGGUGAGUGCCCUGCGCAUGUUCAAUUUAUGUAG
Molecule: messenger RNA, 948 nt
Organism: Echinostoma caproni
Lineage: Eukaryota; Metazoa; Platyhelminthes; Trematoda; Plagiorchiida; Echinostomatidae
Source: the annotation of a GenBank genome assembly